Messenger RNA from Quercus lobata, 938 nucleotides. Its product is annotated as vesicle-associated membrane protein 711-like. The transcript is spliced from 4 exons. The record is from RefSeq and is a predicted model, not a curated record. Gene Ontology annotation, cellular component: membrane. NCBI's taxonomy places the organism in Eukaryota, Viridiplantae, Streptophyta, Magnoliopsida, Fagales, Fagaceae. The coding region runs from base 52 to 729 and encodes 225 amino acids. Gene Ontology annotation, biological process: vesicle-mediated transport.
GAAACGUCCUCAUCUCUCUCACUGUCUCUAGAAUAUGAUAGACAGACAGAGAUGAUGGGUAUAUUUUACUGCUUGGUGGCGAGGGGCAACGUGCUAUUGGCUGAGUCCAGCGCCGCCGCCACGGCCCCCAAUGCAAGCUCUUUAGCCAGGCAAGUCCUUGAGAAGACGAUGCAAGCAGCUAAAGAUAACAGCAAUGCCUCGUACUCCCAUGAUCGCUGCAUUUUUCACGUCAAGAGAACCGAUGGCCUCACCGUUCUUUGCAUGGCUGACGACGCCUUUGGACGGAGACUCCCUUUUGCAUUUCUUGAAGAUAUUCAUCUAAAGUUUGUGAAGACUUACGGUCGUGCUAUUCUUUCUGCUCCUGCCUAUGCCAUGAAUGAGGAAUUCUCAAGGGUCUUGAGCCAACAGAUGGACUAUUACACAAAUGAUCCAAAUGCUGAUAGAUUAAAUCGAUUGAAAGGUGAAAUGAGUCAGGUGCAAAGUGUCAUGAUUGACAAUAUUGAAAAAGUCUUGGACAGGGGAGACCGCUUGGCAUUGCUGGUUGAUAAAACUACUUCAUUUCAAGGGAGUGCAGUUCGCUUCAAUAGGAGUUCCCGUCGUUUCAAGAAUAAUCUAUGGUGGAGAAAUGCCAAGCUCAUGUUUGCUCUGGUAGCUGUUCUCUUGAUCAUCAUUUAUGUUGUGCUUGUAUUUGUUUGUCAUGGUUUCUUGCUGGCGUCCUGCUUCAAGUAAACACAGCAGUUGCAGUCGAGUAAUUUUUGUAUGGCAUAUUUCAUAUUUGUAGAUCUUAUAGCCUAUUCUUUUAAAGCUGCUUUUAUGAUUUAUUUACUCAAAACUAGGGGACGUAAUUUCACAUAUAGUACAGUUGUCCCUUUCUUGUAAAGCUUACAAUUGCUUGUAUAUGUUUUCUGAAUUCCCAGCAUUGCCAACAUAUUGAAGUC